CAAAACAGCCUAUCAAAAAGCCUGAAUGCUGCAGUUCUCUUUUGUAAUAGAGAUGAUUGUUUGGGCUGAGAGCUGCUGUUCUUAACUAGCGGUCGACGUGGCUGUGGAAAAUUAGCCCCAACAAAGACUUGGAAUAAUAAGCGGAUAAUAUCAGAGCACUAAAGCUGCAACUCUCAAGAUUUGAGGGCUGGACACAGUUUCAAGAUUGUGUUCUGGACAGGAAGGAUCACAGUGAGGGGAUCAGGCCCUGUUGAUGGACCAGAGGACACUGAGGAUCCAUCUGGGCAGGGCAUGGAUGGUUCUGCUCUCCCUGCAGGGCAUAUAUAGCUUUGCACUGACUGAUCCUCCUGACAUUUUGACGGAUGGAACUGCGUGGGCCCUGCCUGAAGAUGCUGCCCAAGAGCAGGGUUACUACCUGCAGCAGCUCUUUGGACAGUAUGGUGAGAAUGGCACCUUGUCCUUUGAAGGCCUGACUCGCCUACUGCUGAGCUUGGGGCUAGGGAAGGUGCAGGUGGUGGAGAUUGAGCAUGAGGCGCUAGGCCAUGGCCACGUCUCUCACCUGGACAUACUGGAGGUCCAAGAAAACAAGCAUUUGCAUUCCCACUCAGCACUGGAGCACCUCAGCAAGACUGAGCAAGGAGCCAGGGCUCAAGCAGAGGGCAUCACCCCCACCAGGCCUGGAAUCUCUCUGUUGGGCCACUCCACCCAACCACUUGUGCAUCCUACACUCCACGGCGUCAGACGUGUCACCAAGCCUAGGUUUUGGCAAGCACCAAAGCAGUAUGGGAAUGCCAAAGAAGACCUUUUCAAGCCUUCCCAAGGAUAUUCUGGCCUAAAUCUUCUAGAGAGAGUUAUUGCAUUUGAUCACUCUGUUUACAAUCACCUGCAUGAGGAUUGUCUCAAUGUAUCACAGCUGCUAGUAAAUUUUGGCCUGAACUCUGUCUCCAAGAUCACACCAGAGCAGUUCACAUUGCUGUGUCCAGCUUUGCUCUACCAGAUUGACAGCCGCGUUUGCAUCCAACACUACGAUGAGGUGGCUUUUGGCAUGGUGGGGAGCUCUCUCUGGACUGGCCUGGGCUGGGGAUGUUUGGCCAUCACCCUGACUAGUUUGCCUUCAGCACUGGCCAUUGUCCUUGUUCCUCUCCUCAACCACGAGCUCUUCCAUUUUCUUCUUGCUUUUCUGGUGGCACUGGCUGUGGGGACACUCUGUGGGGACGCGUUGCUGCAUCUCUGGCCACAUGCACAGGCAAGACCCCAUGGGCUACUGUCACCGAAGCAACAGCCGGCAUCACCAGAGGAUGCAGUACUGAAGGGCCUCUGCAUUCUUGGGGGCAUUUACCUGCUCUUCCUCAUUGAGAAUCUCAUGGGAACACUCAAGCAAAUUCAGGCCAAAAAGAAGGGCACAAUUGGAAAGCUCCCUGAUCAAUCUUCUGCUGAGGUGGAUGAGACUAAUGCUGCUGGUUCAAGGACAUCUCAGGGUGCUGAAUCUCAGAGUUUGACAGUGCCAGAAGGAGAAGCUGACAAUCUCUAUGGCGAAGUCCAGGAUUGCUCUGUCCAAAUCCGCAGCUUGGAAGAGUGUGGGGCAAGCUCAGAGAGGCAUGCAGAAGAGGUCCAUCACCGUGGUCAUUCCCACAAGCCAGCUGCCACCCUCAGCGCUGGAAUAGCAGACAUAGCAUGGAUGGUUAUUCUAGGAGAUGGGAUACACAAUUUCACAGAUGGACUGGCCAUCGGAACUGCUUUCUCUGAUGGAAUCUCUAGUGGUUUAAGCACUACGGUGGCUGUAUUUUGUCAUGAAUUGCCUCAUGAACUUGGGGAUUGUGCUGUCCUGCUGCAAGCCGGCAUGCCACUCCGGCGGGUUCUCCUUUUCAACCUGUUCUCUGCUUUCCUGGCUUACUGGGGCACAGUGGUAGGGACGAUCAUCAGCCGGAACACUUUGCAAGUCACACCUUGGAUUUUUGCCAUUACAGCUGGCAUUUUCCUGUAUGUGGCCCUGGUGGACAUGCUGCCUGAAAUGCUGGAGAGGAGUUCUAGCAGGGGCAGGAAAGGCUCCCUCGCCCACUUCCUGCUCCACAACUUGGGUUUCCUUAGUGGAGGAGCCCUCAUGCUCUGCAUUGCUCUCUUUGAAGGACAGAUCAGUUUCCACAUGGACGGGUAGCCCUCUUAAGUGUGAAACUCCAGAGUACAAGAUGGAAGGAAGUCUGUGGCCCACUUCAACUAUGACAGCACGCUUCUUAUAGUUUCAAGAGAGGCUACAGAAUUGCACAAUAUUCCUGUCUGAGGGAGGUGAGGAAAGAACUCAAUAGGAAAGACCAGAAGCAAAGCUGCUUACUGCCUGUCCCCCGUGUUCUCAUAUGUAUAUUGUGGUGGCAAAACUAAGGACAUCAACGUGUCUCACCCAGUCUCAGUGGUUUUGAUAAAAAGAAACAAGGUGCUGCUUAUGAGUCACUGAAAUCAACAUGUUGAAAACUGUUUUUAUUUCCUAAAGUACACUACUUUGCUCAAGAGACUGGGCCUAUUCCAUACAUGCCACCUCAGAAGGCAAUGCAAGGGGGAAAUUAUUUAAGAGACUGCAGCUUACUUUAGGUAGCAUGUGAUACACGAUGGGGACUUUUAGGAAUUGCAAGGUUUUCCAACAAAUGUUUCUUGUAAGCCAGGGAUACGGAACAUACAGAUGAGGGACUACAAGUCUGAUUAUCACUGACCCUUGGCCAUGCUGGCUGGGCCCAGUGGGACUAGGGGAGUCCACCAUCACCUGGAUGCCACAGGGUCCUCAUCCCUGCUGUAAGCUAUCAAUAUCCUGCAGCAUUCAUGUGUAUUUAACUGACAGCUAGGAUUAAAAAGGCAUCUGACUA
This is a messenger RNA of Rhineura floridana, 2852 nucleotides long. RefSeq names its product solute carrier family 39 member 5 (gene SLC39A5). The transcript is spliced from 11 exons. Gene Ontology annotation, biological process: BMP signaling pathway; zinc ion import across plasma membrane; intracellular zinc ion homeostasis. The coding region runs from base 254 to 2155 and encodes 633 amino acids. Gene Ontology annotation, molecular function: zinc ion transmembrane transporter activity. NCBI's taxonomy places the organism in Eukaryota, Metazoa, Chordata, Lepidosauria, Squamata, Rhineuridae. The record is from RefSeq and is a predicted model, not a curated record. Gene Ontology annotation, cellular component: membrane.